AUGGCGACUUCCCAAGAUGCUCCGCUUGUCCCUGAUGAUGAGAUUGAAACCGAAACUGAGGCGGACCUUCAAAGUCUCCGUUCAGAGUAUACCAGUCUGAGAAGCUCGAUCUUAGGGGGCCGAGAAGAGAACGGCCGCCUGUAUCACUCGUACAAGGACGGCAAAUAUGCCUUCCCAAGCGACGAGCAGGAGAAUGACAGAUUAGACAUGCAAAACGCUAUCUGCUACCUCACUUUCAACCGCAAGCUAGGCUUCGCCCCGCUUGCUGAUGAUGAUGCCAAAGUCGGUCGCGUUCUGGAUCUUGGCACCGGCACCGGGAUGUGGGCCAUUGAAUACGCAGACUUGCACCCAGAGGCUGAAGUGUUGGGCGUGGAUCUUUCCCCAAUUCAGCCGACAGACGUUCCGACAAAUCUGAAGUUCGAGGUCGACGAUGUUGAAGAGGAAUGGCUGUACUCACAAAAGUUCGACUACAUCCAUCUUCGAUUCCUCAAUGCAUCCAUCGCCGAUUGGAAAAAGUUGAUGGCCAGAGCCUUUGAGUUCACCAAGCCAGGUGGCUACUUCGAAUUGCAAGAAAACGAUUUCGUUUUCACCUCCGACGAUGGCACCUUAUCCCCAGACAAAGCUCUCUCAAAGUUUGCCGUCCUGGUUCGAGAGGCUUGCGCCAUAUUCGGACGGCCUGUCUUGGAGAUUUCUGUUUUGAAAGACAUGAUGAUCGAAGCCGGGUUCGAAGACGUUACGUUGAAGAACUUCAAGUGGCCAUCGAAUCCUUGGCCCAAGGACGCUCACUACAAGAAGAUCGGCGAAUGGAACUACCACAACUUCGUGGACGCCGCAGAGGCACUGGCCAUGGCGCCAUUGACACGCGCGCACGGCUGGAAGAAGGAAGAAGUGCAGGUUUUUCUAAUCGACGUUCGCAAGAACAUGAGAGACCCUAGCAUCCACUCCUACAUGCCCAUGUAA
Messenger RNA from Colletotrichum karsti, 960 nucleotides. Its product is annotated as methyltransferase domain-containing protein. Gene Ontology annotation, molecular function: methyltransferase activity. The coding region runs from base 1 to 960 and encodes 319 amino acids. Lineage: Eukaryota; Fungi; Ascomycota; Sordariomycetes; Glomerellales; Glomerellaceae. The record is from RefSeq and is a predicted model, not a curated record. The transcript has 8 exons.